UAUUGAAUUGCUUCGACCUAAUUUCCCACUUCCUUUCUAAGAUGAAAAUGGAGAGUAAGCACACGCAUGCUAAAGGGCUUCCCUCCGAGGGGAUCCUUCAUUCCCGAGUGUUCCCUGUCUGGGAAGCCCUGUUACAUCUCCUCCCUCCUUGGUUUCCAGGGGAGGGAGGAGAGAUUGUUUCCCCUGACUAGAUUCUCCGGGAAGGCUUGCUCUAAGCUACUCCUGACAACAGAAUUGUGUGGGGACACUGUGUUGCAAGGCUUCCGGACCUGGUGGGAGCAGUUCCUGCCUCCCGCCUGUUGGAAGCCAGCUCUGCUCUGUAGGAGUGGAAGAAGCCAGAACCAUGGGGCUUCAGUGUGCAGGUCCUUCUCUGCAGGAGGAUGUGGCAGCUGUGUCCUGAAGAAGGGCCCACCGGGAACAAUGCCGCCUCCGUCUGACAUUGUCAAAGUGGCCAUCGAGUGGCCAGGUGCUAACGCCCAGCUCCUUGAAAUUGACCAGAAACGGCCCCUGGCAUCCAUCAUCAAGGAGGUGUGCGAUGGGUGGUCACUGCCGAACCCGGAGUACUACACCCUCCGCUACGCAGAUGGGCCUCAGCUCUACGUCACCGAGCAGACCCGAAAUGACAUUAAGAACGGGACAAUCUUACAACUGGCCGUCUCCCCGUCCCGGGCUGCACGCCAGCUGAUGGAAAGGACCCAGUCAUCUAGUAUGGAGACCCGGCUGGAUGCCAUGAAGGAGUUGGCUAAGCUCUCAGCUGACGUGACUUUCGCCACAGAGUUCAUUAACAUGGAUGGCAUCGUUGUGCUGACGAGGCUCGUGGAGAGUGGGACCAAGCUCCUGUCCCACUACAGUGAGAUGCUGGCAUUCACCCUGACUGCCUUCUUAGAGCUCAUGGAUCAUGGCAUUGUCUCCUGGGACAUGGUUUCAGUCACCUUUAUUAAGCAGAUUGCAGGGUAUGUGAGCCAGCCCAUGGUCGAUGUGUCCAUCCUCCAGCGGUCCCUGGCCAUCCUAGAGAGCAUGGUACUAAACAGCCAGAGCCUGUACCAGAAGAUAGCGGAGGAGAUCACCGUGGGACAGCUCAUCUCCCACCUGCAGGUCUCCAACCAGGAGAUCCAGACCUACGCCAUUGCUCUGAUUAACGCGCUGUUCCUGAAGGCCCCCGAAGACAAGAGACAGGACAUGGCCAAUGCCUUUGCACAGAAGCACCUUCGGUCCAUAAUCCUGAACCAUGUGAUCAGAGGGAAUCGUCCAAUCAAAACAGAGAUGGCCCAUCAGCUGUAUGUCCUUCAGGUCUUGACCUUUAACCUUCUGGAAGAAAGAAUGAUGACCAAGAUGGAUCCCAAUGACCAGGCUCAGAGAGACAUCAUAUUCGAACUGAGGAGGAUCGCCUUCGACGCAGAGUCGGACCCCAGCAACGUCCCCGGGAGUGGGACUGAAAAGCGCAAGGCCAUGUAUACCAAGGACUAUAAAAUGCUGGGCUUCACCAACCAUAUCAACCCAGCCUUGGACUUCACCCAGACUCCUCCUGGAAUGCUGGCGCUGGACAACAUGCUGUACCUGGCCAAAGUCCACCAGGACACCUACAUCCGGAUCGUGCUGGAGAACAGCAGUCGGGAGGACAAACACGAGUGUCCGUUUGGCCGCAGUGCCAUCGAGCUCACCAAGAUGCUCUGUGAGAUCCUGCAGGUCGGGGAGCUCCCUAAUGAAGGGCGCAAUGACUACCACCCCAUGUUCUUCACCCACGACCGAGCCUUUGAGGAACUCUUCGGGAUCUGCAUCCAGCUGCUGAACAAGACCUGGAAGGAGAUGAGGGCGACAGCUGAGGAUUUCAACAAGGUUAUGCAAGUUGUCCGAGAGCAGAUCACCCGGGCUCUGCCCUCUAAACCCAACUCUUUGGAUCAGUUCAAGAGUAAACUUCGUAGCCUGAGCUACUCAGAAAUUCUGCGGUUGCGCCAGUCUGAGAGGAUGAGCCAGGAUGACUUCCAGUCCCCGCCAAUUGUGGAGCUUCGAGAGAAGAUACAGCCUGAGAUCCUGGAACUGAUCAAGCAACAGCGCCUGAACCGGCUGUGUGAGGGCAGCAGCUUCCGGAAAAUCGGGAACCGUCGUCGGCAAGAGAGGUUCUGGCACUGCCGCUUGGCACUGAACCACAAGGUUUUGCAUUACGGUGACUUGGAUGACAACCCUCAAGGGGAGGUGACAUUCGAAUCCCUGCAGGAGAAAAUUCCUGUUGCAGAUAUUAAGGCCAUUGUUACCGGAAAAGACUGUCCUCACAUGAAAGAGAAGAGUGCCCUGAAACAGAACAAGGAGGUGUUGGAAUUGGCCUUCUCCAUCCUGUAUGAUCCUGAUGAGACACUGAAUUUCAUUGCUCCCAACAAAUAUGAGUACUGCAUCUGGAUUGAUGGACUCAGCGCUCUCCUGGGGAAGGAUAUGUCCAGCGAGCUAACCAAGAGCGACUUGGACACACUGCUGAGCAUGGAGAUGAAGCUGCGGCUUCUGGACUUGGAGAACAUUCAGAUCCCCGAGGCGCCACCUCCGGUCCCCAAGGAGCCCAGCAGCUAUGACUUCGUCUAUCACUAUGGCUGAGCGGGAAGGGACUGGGGCCCAGGAGAGACACUGGCAGCCCACGCCUUGCCCUCCACUUGUACAAACUCUGUAGUGAUUGUGGUAACUACUCCUCAGAGCCAGUGGGACCCAGAGCUUCUCUCUGUCCCAUCCACCAGGAGUCAUGAAGUCAGGGCAUGCUGCCCUCCUCAGCACCACAGAGCCUGGGUCGGGCUUGGAGGAGUGAACUCAUGCUGCUCUUGCCUCCCGCUCUGAGUCGCAUCUGCAUCUGGUACUGGACCUACUGACAGCCAUCCCCUUUCCUUUCAAGCCUCCUCUCUGGUUUGUUGGAGCCGAAGCUGGUCCAUGAAAGGCUGACCAUGGGGGCAAGAGGCCUGGCGAGCUCGGUGACAGCCUCGGAGUGACUGUCGUCAGGGGGCUCAGGCAAGAACAGGCCUUGAGCUCCUGCUUAAUAGGUCUCUGAGGGCUCAUCCUAGCCUCGUCCUGUGCCUCAUGCUGCUGCCUCUGGGGUUUGGCCCUACCAUCUCUAGUCUCUAGAGACGCCGGUCUCUCUUAUCCUUGCAGGUAUCAGGACAGGUAGUAAUUUUGCCCCAAGCCCUCAGCCUCAUCCUGGCCAGGCAGAGGCCUCCAGCCUGAGUCCUGCUCUCUUAGGCUUUAGCUGAACGCUGCAGGGAAAGGCAGGCUGAGGCCUCUGGCUCCCCCCACCCCUCCAGUCCUCUCUCGUCCUUGCUGAGGGACAAUAUUCCCAAGCUCCCUCAGUUACAGGCCCCCCCCCCUCCCGUUUGCUUCCCUCCUGCCUCAGACAGGGGCGUUGCCUUCCCUUUCUCCCCUUCCUGGCGCUGUGGUUUCUGCCAUUAGCCAUGAUUUCACAGCGGCUGGGGCCACAGCUGUGCCACGGCCUUCAUUGGUGCUGCAGCACUGGAAGCCCACGCACAGCCUCUUUCCUUGGACGCAUGUUACCAUGGUGGUACUCAGUACUGGUAGCCUGGCAUGGUGGGUACUACCCAGUGAAGAGUGUACUAUAUAUUUUCUUUACUAUAGGCCAUACUUAUACAGACAUGUAUAUAUAUUUAUAUAAGAUCUUCCUAUCUUAGGAUAGAAUGUUUAAGGGAAAAUAAAAUCGAGAACAAAACUGUAGUGCUCUCAGUCAUGAGCUGUGAGUGUAACCAGAGAGCAGAGCAGCCAGGAGCUUCCUGUCAGUGAUGUGUUUUCAAUAAAUACUCUUUCAUGUAGACUGCUUCCUAUCCACACCUCUUCCUCUGCACUUAUUCCCUGUCUCAAGGGUAAGGAGCGGCCUGACAGCCUUCAUUUCAGUGUGCCUGGGAGCAUGUGGAGAGCAUCUCCCUCUCCCCUCAUCUCUCCUGCUCUUGUCAUGCGCAGACUACUCACACCUGCUGGCUAAGGAUGCUCACAGCUUGUACUACAGGACAGAGCGUUUUCUGCUCAGUCGUGCUGGGUACAACGUGGAAAGGCAUACUGUACACCCCCAAGAACCCAUCCUCCCUUUUUCCCCUGCCAGGGAACAGCUCGAGUACUUGUGCCUUUCAAAGAAGACAUGUUCCGCACCCCGCAUGUUGCCUGCAGUUAGUGCCCAGCUUGCCAGCUGGUGCUUUAAGCUGGUGCUCCCAUCAGCAACCUUGGUAGCUGGGAGGUUUGAAUGAAGGCAGUGAUGAAAAUAGAUACUUCCCCUUGCCGCUGUCAGAAUGGGGUGAGGACAGGCGCUUUCAGAAGGCAUAGAAAGUGCAUGCAACGCAGGCUUUGAGGGCUGAAUGAAGCCAAGACCUUGGGCUGUGAUGGGCACCAUUGUAGGUCUCAGGAAGCAUUGAAUCAACGAAUGCUUUCGUGAUGCCAGCUGGCAACAGCCUACAGCAGCAGUGUGCACAAAGCACAGCUUACACGCUGGCCUUGAGCCUUCUGCUAGGAGCCAGGAGCCCAGCCAAGUCAUGUGCAAGGAUCCCUGUUUGCAGCCAGUCCUAGUAGAGCCCGGAUGAGCAGAAGCCGAGAAAUGGGCCAGCUCGGGUCUGCAGCCCUAGCUUGCAUGGCUUAGAGGUUAUCUUGCCCGCAUACUCUGUACCUGAAAUGAGUCAAAUCCAGGUGUGCUAAACUGGUGUUCUGUGGCCACUGUAACCUGCUUCCCUGGGCUCCCGGUAAGACUAGAUCCUUCUUACCCCCUUCCUUUUGGGUUCCAUUUCCUCUGGGAUGAACUUCACGUACUCAGCCUAUUGAAUAAUUCUCACAAAUUUAUAGGCAUACGCAAUGUCACAAAGUGUCCAUUGUCACUUUGCCAGGACGUUUUACUUCUAAAAUUUAAUGGUGUCAUGUCA
This is a messenger RNA of Mus caroli (Ryukyu mouse), 4886 nucleotides long. The record is from RefSeq and is a predicted model, not a curated record. Lineage: Eukaryota; Metazoa; Chordata; Mammalia; Rodentia; Muridae.